Molecule: messenger RNA, 1777 nt
Organism: Sclerotinia trifoliorum
Lineage: Eukaryota; Fungi; Ascomycota; Leotiomycetes; Helotiales; Sclerotiniaceae
Source: the annotation of a GenBank genome assembly
GCGCGCGAAAUGGGUUCAACCGUAAGACCAAGAUUCUUCGAAACAACUACUACCUUAAAUUGAAUCGUUCGUGGAACAAUUUUGGGAAAGUAUUUGAUGACCAGUAUUCGCGAGUAAUCAAGGUAUUCGAAUCCACCCUCAACUGCAUAGGCCUCCUCAAAUCGACCUGUGAGUUUGAAAUAGCCACAAUAUUGACCUUGGAACUGUUUCCACUUGUUGCAGAGAGCUAACGAUUUUUUUGAGUAGUUUACAAGUUACCAUUUCCUUCUGAUUCCUAGAUUGCGAUUUUGUCAAAGUUUCACGCAACUUCGAAAAGAUGGUUGUACUCGACAAAUUUCCGAAUCUGGCCGUUACUAUCCAGAUGAAUGGAGCGGAAGUUCAGGAAUACAAUGACGAUGAGGAAGUAGAGGUUGGAUCGGCACCGGCUGGCGACCAUCAAGCCCUCAGAACAGUGUCCAAAUAUAUUGAAGCUAUUGAUGGUGCUGAGUUUAGCAUUAAAUGCUGUGCGUCACGCCAAUUCAAGAUCGACGCGCCAAAUCUCCAAAUAGACGUUUCAGUUGACGGCAAUUUUUCCGAAUCGUUAUUGUUUAGACAGGAUCACAUAGGGCAGCCUCUGAUAAUUAAAGGCCCAACUACUUUCCACCCUGCAUCGAACAAUGGCCCAGAACGAUGGGCACUACGAAAGUUUAGGUUCUCUAAGCUUGAUAUCUGUACAUUGCCUUAAUUUCACAAAUCUUAAUCCUCUUAAUACGUGUGCUAACGUUGCGAAGCAAGUGAAGAGUCUCGACUCUCAAGCUUGAACAAAGACAAGGCUGAAGCCGAAAAGGUUGGUACAAUUGAGGUCAGAAUCUGGCGAGUGUCCGCAGCAACACCAGUACCACCCCGUGCGACUCAGCAAAAAACCAUCGCCUGCAAUAAGUUUCAUGAAAAGGCGCUUAAAGGUGAAGCUAAAUCCCACAAUGUCUCGUAAGUUGGAUGAUAAUUAUGAUGCCCAUCAUCCGGCUUAUAGUUUUAGGUACUCGGGAGAAACCCCUAUCCUUGCUGCAAGUAGGGUUGAAGUAGAAAAGAUCGAUGGCAACGGCUAUCCUGUAGCCAUAUACAAGUUCAAAUACCGGUCGAAAGGUACAAUGCAAAUCAGUUGAGUAGGGAAUCGUUACUAACGUCGAUACAGAAUCUCUCAAGCAGUUAUUGAUCAUUGAGCGAACUCCCGAGUUAGAGGACAGCCCAGCCCCUGACCCAGAAUUAGUCGUUGAUCUCGAGAACUUGACAACUGAUCAACGGGAACGACUCCAGGAGUUUCUACUCAUUCGACGCAUUACUGUUGGUAGCUAACGAUAUCACCUCCAUACAUAAGCUGACUUCACAUUAGAACCGUUCAUCCCACACCCCCGAAAGAAAAGUCAAACGCGAGCGGGAUAACGGAGAAGGUAGUUCAAACCAAGCACGACGGAAGAAGUCUAAAACGACACAGUUCGUUGAUCUCACCGGGGAUUCUGACGAAGAUGAGUAGAAAUGGAUCCUCAUUGCGGACAUCCAAAAUCGCAGAGAUUCCACUUUCAUUUUCCUUGUGGCGUUCCGGAGUUAGCCAUUGCUCGAUCUUUAGUUAAUCAGAUAUACCCUAUUUAUGUCUUAUGCGCGGGGAGAUAUUUAUUGGGUACAAUGGUGCACUGGAGGUAAUGUGGGAAAAAAAUUUAUUGUUCCAUCUAGUCCGGCGGACUUUCAUGCAAUCAUGGUUAUUUUUUUAGUAUCUUAGUAUCACGAAUCUCAAGCAUUAAUU